UAUUUCUUAAAAUGAAAAGAGUGAAAACACUAGUAACAUACAAGACUGAAAUUCCCUCUUUCUCUCUCUAGUUUCUUUGCCGCCGACCACCGAAAACCCCCAUUUUCUCCUUUUCCCGAUCCGGAGUUUCGACCUGUUUUUCUGAAAUCGCUGUAAUACAAGUGAAGCUUUGAGCAUUGUAGGUUCCUUAGCACUUGUGAAUCUUACUCGGUAACUCACUAAUUUGAGUAGAGUCUUUCCAUUUUAGCAAACCCCGUUCCAUUUAUUUUUUCAUUUUCUCGCCGGUGAUUGAUUUAUUGCCAAUUUUUGUAUCUGGGUUUGGCUCUACUUAGCUUUGAGCUGAUUCUGUGAUAUGGGUUUUGUUAAUUAGCUUGUCUGAGCUUGUGUUCAGAGAUAUUAGUUGGGUACAAAAGAAGAAGCAAUAUUGAAUGGUAGAUUCGCAGAAAGAAGCGAGCACGAAGUUUCUUAAGUAGAAAUGUUCUAGAUUUUUACUUUUCCAUAAACCCUGGAAGGAUUCUAUUUUAUCCCCAUGAAUGAUUGCGCGGGCUCUGGUGAAGCGAGUGUAUCGGCUUCUGGUGAUCAGGCAGCUCCUUGUAAAGAAGCAGCAAAGAAAAAACGGAAUCUCCCUGGAAUGCCAGAUCCUAAUGCGGAAGUCGUAGCUUUGUCACCAAAAACUCUAUUGGCAACGAACCGAUUUGUGUGUGAAAUUUGCAACAAAGGGUUUCAGAGAGACCAGAAUUUGCAGCUUCAUAGAAGGGGUCACAAUCUGCCUUGGAAGCUAAGGCAAAGAACAAGUAAUGAGGUGAGGAAGAGAGUGUAUGUUUGCCCGGAACCUACGUGUGUUCACCAUGAUCCUUCACGGGCAUUGGGCGAUUUGACUGGGAUCAAGAAGCAUUUCUGCAGGAAACACGGUGAGAAGAAGUGGAAAUGUGAUAAGUGCUCGAAAAAAUAUGCAGUUCAAUCUGAUUUGAAGGCUCAUUUGAAGAUUUGUGGAACUAAGGAGUAUAAGUGUGAUUGUGGGACUAUGUUUUCAAGGAGGGAUAGCUUUAUCACACACAGGGCAUUUUGUGAUGUUUUAGCAAAAGACAGUGAGAAAGCACAGAAUGCAGUUACAACUCCUAUUACUGAUGAGGACUGUAAGGUUCAAGUUGUUGUUUCAUCAACACCACCAACACCUCCUACUCCCCCACCAGCCUCAGAGCCAUCAGCUGUUCCUUCACCAGCUGCCCCAGAGCCUCUACCACCUCCUUUUACUCCAUCAACUGCUGUAGUGUCAUCUGAUUCUCCUAUCCAGAAUCCAGAGUUGGCAGAGAGUCCACGCACGAAUUCCAAUGGAACUAUUACUAAACAGGAUAUAGAAGAAACAACAGCAAAAUCAAGGUUGUCUGGAAUCUGCAGCAGUAGCUCAUGCACCGGAUGUACCAACAGCAACUGUUUUACAAGCUUGACUGGAAUCUGCAGCAGCAGUUUGAGCUCAAGCAGUAAUGGAAGUACCAGCAGCAGCAGUAUUUUUCCAAGCUUGACCAGAAUCUGUAGCAGCACUAGGAGCUCGAGCAGUAAUGGAAGUACUGGCAGCAUCAGCGUUUUCCCAAGCUUGUCUGGAAUAUUUAGCAAUAGUAGGAACUCAAACAGUAAUGGAAGUACCCGCAGCAGCAGCAUAUUUUCAAGUUCAACUGGAAUCUGUAGCAGCAGCAGCAGCAUUUUUGCAAGUUCAACUGGAAUCUAUAGCAGCAGCAGUAGCUCAAGCAGUAACAGAAGCAACAGCAGCAGCAGCAUUUUUACAAGCUUGACUGGAAUCUGUAGCAGCAGUAGUAACUCGAGCAGCAAUGGAAGUGCCAGCAACAGCACUUUUGCAAGCUUAUUUGCUUCAUCAACAGCUUCAGGAAGUUUGCCAUCUCAAGCACCUCAAUUUACUGAUUGGUUUCAAUCCGUGGCUCCUGCACCGCCACCUGAUAUAGAACCACCAUCAUCUAUGGAACCAAUAUCUCUCUGCCUUGCAAUGAGUCAUGGUUCAUCGGUCUUUGGACCAACUGGGCAAGAGAGAAUGCAGUAUGCUGCAGCACCACAACCAUCCAUGUCUGCAACAGCAUUACUGCAGAAAGCUGCUCAGAUGGGUGCAACAGCGACAAACUCAUCAUUGUUGAGGGGUCUUGGGAUAUUAUCUUCUUCUUCAUCAUCUAGUGGGCAACACGAAUGGAAUGGGAGACAAAUUGACACUGAUGGUGCAACGUUGGCUGCAGGCCUUGGGCUUGGAUUGCCAUGUGACGAUGGCUCUGGUCUAAAGGAAUUAAUGCUGGGAACUCCCUCUGUUUUCGGUCCCAAACAUCCGACUCUUGACCUCCUUGGAUUGGGGAUGGCAGCUGGUGGCGGCCCAACACCUGGAUUAUCCGCUCUAAUAACAUCCAUGGGCGGUAAUCUAGAUGUGGCUGCUGCAGCAGGAUCAUUCGAUAGUGGAGAAUUUUGUGGGAAAGAGUUUGGAAGAAGUUCAUGAUACCAAACGUUAGUGUAGGUAGAAAACGUCGUUGUUGUUGUAAUAUAGAAGCAGCUCCUACUUUCUGUAUAAACUUUUCUACUCUUUACUCUAAAGGAAGCAGUUAUUGAAUUUAAGUGUAAAAA
Messenger RNA from Solanum dulcamara, 2616 nucleotides. Its product is annotated as zinc finger protein ENHYDROUS-like. Gene Ontology annotation, molecular function: DNA-binding transcription factor activity. Lineage: Eukaryota; Viridiplantae; Streptophyta; Magnoliopsida; Solanales; Solanaceae. The record is from RefSeq and is a predicted model, not a curated record. The transcript has 4 exons. Gene Ontology annotation, cellular component: nucleus. Bases 530 to 2491 code for a protein of 653 amino acids.